Molecule: messenger RNA, 2286 nt
Organism: Drosophila nasuta
Lineage: Eukaryota; Metazoa; Arthropoda; Insecta; Diptera; Drosophilidae
Gene: CD98hc
Product: CD98 heavy chain
Exons: 7
Coding region: 124-2007 (627 amino acids)
Biological process (GO): L-alanine import across plasma membrane; L-leucine import across plasma membrane; phenylalanine transport
Cellular component (GO): basolateral plasma membrane; apical plasma membrane
Molecular function (GO): L-leucine transmembrane transporter activity; aromatic amino acid transmembrane transporter activity; L-alanine transmembrane transporter activity
Source: RefSeq, a predicted model, not a curated record
UAGCGCGAAAUAUUCAACGAAAUUCAGCGGACUGUGAGUGAAAUUUCUACCGAAAUUUGGCAAGCCUAAUCGACAAAUCAAUUGUGAACCUGCUUUUAUUGACUGGUAGUCAACUGCCUCACAAUGAAUUUGUUUUCACGCCUUAAACGCAUUGGCGCUGGCAAUAAGAGCUCGGUUACAUUGCCGGUAACAGUGCCUGUACCAUCGCACAACGAGAACGAGGAGGACACGCCAGAAAUCUACAAAGUAAUAGGCGAAGAUAGAUUACCAGCAAACAGAAAUAACAGAGAAGCAGCUUUAACAGCCGACAUGGUGAAGGAAGAGAAGUUUGUGCCCGACGGCGCCGAUGAGGAAAUGCUCGGCUCCGGCGGCGGCGACGAGAAACUCGCCGAGCGUCGUGACGAGGUCAAAUUCAUUAAGGGUGACCAUCAGAAUGGCGAUGCUAAGAUUGACAUUGGCAAUCUCAACGGAGCCAAACCGGAAUUCACUGGCAUGAGCAAGGAGGAGCUGCUCAAGUACGCAAAUGAUCCGUUCUGGGUGCGCUUGCGUUGGAUUUUCUUUUUGGGCUUCUGGGCCAUUUGGGUAGCCAUGCUUGUGGGCGCUAUUCUCAUUAUUAUCGGAGCACCCAAGUGCGCUGCCCCUCAACCCUUGCCCUGGUACAAGCGUGGACCUCACGCCAAGUUCGGAUUAGUCGCUACUGCCAAGACGGAGGAUGUGUCCUUGGCUAAGAAGCUCUCUGCUACUGGUGCCAUUUAUGAGCUGCCAGCUUUGCUAACUUACGAGGUGAAAAAGGCCGAUGUCGAGGCACAGAUCAAGCAUCUCGUGGAUCUCUACCAGAGCAGCGAAGUGAAGGUCAUUCUCGAUAUCACGCCCAACUUUGUGGGCGAGGAGUCGCAGCUGGUGAAGGAUGCAUUGGACAACGCGGAGAAGCGUUCUGCAUUGAUCUGGGUGAAUGGCACAGGACCCGGCCAGAAGGUGCCAAACUCGUGGCUCAAGGUGGGCGGCAAUACUACCGCCUGGGGUGAUCUGAAGGGCAACUUUGUGCUAUCACAGUUCGAGCCUGGCACCUAUGACCUAAAGAUGAGCUCGAAGAUUGUGCGUCACGAGCUAAGUUCCGCUCUACAGCAUCUGAUUGGACUGGGCGUGCAGGGCUUCCGUUUGAAGAACACCAAGUUCUUCCUCAUCAACGAUAAUCUGGACGAUGAGACAAUUUCGCCACUACCCAAGGAUAACAAUUUGAUGGAUUAUACCUUCUAUACGCAUACACAAACCACCUUCCAGCCGGGAUUAGGCGAUCUGCUUUACGAUUAUCUGGGUGUCGUGAAGAAUGCCUCCUCGGAGGCCUUCCUCUGCGUUGCCGAGGAUAUUGUGCGUCCAGAUGCCUAUGAGCUGAGCCAGGCUGGCGGUGCCCUGGGCAUCGAUCUGCCAAUGUACGGCCAGUUCAUGAAGUCCGUAGGCGCAUCGCAGCAGAAGAAGAACCUGGUAGAGGAGUUGCAGCAGACGUUUGUGGCCACACGCAAUGUGAGUUGGCUGCAGUGGAACUUUGGCGAUAUCUACGUGGACACCCCAACACAUCCUUCAGCUCUGGCGCUGUUCAUGUCCUUGCUGCCCGGUGUUCCGAUUGUGCCGGUGGACUCCAUUGCCUACACCAAUGUCACCCAGGAGACCUACAGCCAGAUCAAGGACCUGCGACUCUCGGCCUCUUACAUGCAUGGCGAGCUGCAGAUCUUUGAGUCGAAGAAGCUGAUUGCAUUCUCCAGAAUCAAGUCUGGCAAUCCCGGAUACUUCGUUAUCUUCAAUCCCACCGAUUUGCUGCAGAACAGCACUUUCUCCGCUGAUCACAAGCUGCCCGAUAAGAUGACAGUUUCGUACUUCAGUGAGAACUACAACGAUAAGAACAACAACGGUUCUCACGUCGCCCACUCCGCCAAGGUGAAUAUCAACGAGCUGCAGAUUCCAGCCCACUCAGCCAUUGUGCUGACCUAUGUGCCGGUGAAGAGCGAGUAAAGAUUGAAGACGAACUUUGCGGAAAUACUCAAAAUAAUUGAUGAAAUUAUCAGAACAUUAAAUACACACGCAUUAUAAAGCUUAUUGUUGUUAUACCCAGUAUUCAACCGCAUUCCAAUCGCUAAACAGAAUAAUAUGUUUAAACAAAUAACGUUUGUUGACAAUAAGAGAAAAAAACUAUUGAAACACAAGUACAAAUUGUAACCAAGGAAUGUCUUGGUUCCAUUUGUUACGACAUUUGUUUUCAGAAUAUUAAAUAUACAUCGUUCAAUGCUUGCA